Molecule: messenger RNA, 4753 nt
Organism: Hypomesus transpacificus
Lineage: Eukaryota; Metazoa; Chordata; Actinopteri; Osmeriformes; Osmeridae
Gene: agbl5
Product: AGBL carboxypeptidase 5
Exons: 17
Coding region: 1081-4050 (989 amino acids)
Biological process (GO): protein deglutamylation; proteolysis
Molecular function (GO): zinc ion binding; metallocarboxypeptidase activity
Source: RefSeq, a predicted model, not a curated record
AGGUCGCUGGUUCAAAUCCGGCUCGAAGGAGAUGGGAUUUUUUGACGCUGGCUUUGAUGUAGUUAUAUUUUUCCUGUAAUGAUAAACAUGCGUAAUAGAUGUCUUAUUUUGUUUUAUUUUUACAAUAUCUAAUUCAACACGGUAUUACUGUCAACAGUAAAUCGAAACUGGACAAAGUAGGGAAUUAGCUUAAGCGGUAGAGCGCUCAUUUAACAUACGGAGGUUAGCGGUAUCGUUGCCCGUACCUUCCAAUGUUUUCUACUAUCUGCAUUUUAAAAAGCACUUUAAGAGUCAAGGGCAAUACUGGUUUUCUUUUAUGUGAGCGAGAACAACCACUAAUUUCACCCGUUUUCCUCCAAACCAGUCUAUGUACGCCAUGCUACUGCGUGCGUUCUUCAUUCUCUUGUGAGAGCCAAUCAGCACACGGAUAUUUGUCGCUCUGUUGUAGUGGGUUUGUUUGGGUUUAAAGAGCGUCUUGGUGAUCUGAAAGGACGCAAACGCGAAAAUGAUUAUAUUUCACGAAUUAAGUAAGACAAAUAAACUAAUUCACGCUUGAAAACAAAUUAUACAUUUCUAGCAAUUGUUUUUUUGGCAAAAGCUUAGAUUGUCCUUCGUGUUAAAUUUCGCUGUUGUCCAUUUGCUAGCAUAACUUAGCCUCCUGCUACCUACAGUAGAUAGACCUAUUACGAGCUAAUGUUAGCGUGAUAGCCCACUUCCUCCUAAUUAACAACGUAUUGCCUUCAGUGCAUACAUAUUAUUAAAAAAAGAGUCAAGACAAUAGCGGGCAAGUACAGCUAUUCCGUUUUCAGCCCGCAUAUCAGCUCUGUUCCAUGCUAGCGAGUGACAAUGUCAGUCAGUGUUGUUUUUGCAUGACGUUUAUUUGACAGCAACUAAAGAUUGAGCACAUUUGGGAUGCGUUGCUACGUUAUCAUCUAAUACGAGUCAAGAAGAGGUGACAUGGUUGUUGGUAGUUAUCAACCCGAGUAGCCCUUGGCCAUCGAGCGAGAGUGGAUGUGGCACAUUCCUGACAGAAAAGACGAAUCUCCAGGCGGCUCCUAAGGGGAGAGAGAGGUUAGCAUCAUGGAGGCACGUUUUGGCAGUGUUGUGUUCAGCUCCCGUUUCGACUCGGGGAACUUGGCGCGAGUGGAGAAAGUGGAGAGAGCAAGUUCCUCCCCCUCUGCAGACCCUGCAUCCACAGGGAACGCCUCCUCAGCCCCUAACUCCGCCCCCGACUACGAGUUCAACGUCUGGACCAGCCCAGACUGUGCUGGGACGGAAUACGAGAAUGGUAACAGAUCAUGGUUCUACUUCAGUGUUCGUGGUGGCAUCCCUGGGAAGCUGCUGAAGAUCAACGUGAUGAACAUGAACAAGCAGAGCAAGCUGUACAGCCAGGGCAUGGCCCCUCUCGUACGCACGCUCCCUGGCAAGGCCCGCUGGGAGAGGGUCCGAGAUAGACCCAGCUCUGAGUUGGUGGAUAAUCAGUUCAUCCUGUCGUUUACCCACCGGCUGUUGGAGGUGCGAGGAGCAACCACCUAUUUCUCCUUCUGCUACCCUUUCUCCUAUACGGAGAGCCAGGAGUUACUACAACAGCUGGACGAGAAAUACACCAGCACUGCAGCACUGAACCCCCGCAGUGCGAAGGACAGUGUGUACUACCACAGGGAGGUGCUGUGUCACACUCUGGAUGGCAACAGGGUCGACCUCCUGACUGUCACCAACUGUCACGGGAUGCAUGAGGAGAGGGAGCCUCGCCUGACCAACCUGUUCCCUGACACCUCCACACCCCGACCACACCGCUUCCCAGGCAAACGGGUGUUCUUCCUGAGCAGCCGUGUGCACCCUGGCGAGACGCCCUCGUCCUUCGUGUUCAACGGUUUCCUCAACUUCAUCCUGAGGAGAGACGACCCGCGCGCCCACGCUCUCCGAAACAUAUUUGUCUUCAAGCUCAUUCCAAUGCUCAACCCUGACGGGGUGGUCCGCGGCCACUACAGGACUGAUUCCAGGGGGGUGAACCUGAACAGGCAGUAUCUCAACCCCAGCCCUCAGCUGCACCCCUCCAUCUAUGGGGCCAAAGCGCUGUUGUUGUACCACCACACACACAACCGCCUGCAAAAGCACAACACACACUCCAACACACACCCCAACACACACACCAAUGCCCCUCCCCUCGGCACCAAGACCACCAAUCAACACCAAGCCCCUCCCCUCACCGCCCUGGAACUCAGCUUAAACCAACGCAACUCCGGGAAAGACUCAAACCCCGUCCUCCCAGAAGUCCCCAUGGUGACGGAGGAGAAUGGCUGGGUCACCACGGAGACAGGGAAAGGGGAGGAGAUCAACUGCAAUAAGAACCAAGCACCAAGUUCCUCAGAGACCACGCCUCUUAUCCCUCUGGAGCUGACACUCACAGACGGGGAGCCAAUCCCUGCUCACGAGGGGGGCGUGGCCUACUAUGUGGACCUCCAUGGCCACGCCUCCAAACGGGGCUGCUUCAUGUACGGGAACAGCCUAUCAGACGAGAGCCAGCAGGUGGAGAACAUGCUCUAUCCCAAGCUGAUCGCCGUCAACUCGGCCCACUUCGACUUCCUGGGCUGCAACUUCACAGAGAAGAACAUGUACGCUCGAGACAAGCGAGAUGGCCAGUCUAAAGAGGGCAGCGGGCGUGUGGCCAUACACAAGGCCAUAGGACUGCUGCACAGUUACACCCUGGAGUGUAACUACAACACAGGCAGAGGGGUCAACACCAUCCCUCCUGCCUGUCACGACAACGGACGAGCCACACCCCCUCCCCCUCCCGCAUUCCCGCCCAAAUACACACCAGACAUCUACGAACAGGUGGGUCGUGCGGUGGCCAUAUCAGCCCUGGACAUGGCGGAGUGUAACCCGUGGCCACGCCUCGUCCUAUCAGAGCACAGCUGCCUGAGCACCCUCCGCGCCUGGAUCCUCAAACACGUGCGCAACAGCAAGGGUCCCAACAUACACACACACGCUCAGCCUCGCGUGUACCGCAACGGAAGCAAGGCUUCACCUCCCAAGAGCUGCAGCACCUACCUGUCCAGCUCGGUGUCGGAGAACGCUCUGAGCGGUGUGGUCUCCAGCAGCCACAGCAGCAGCAGCCAGACUCCCUCCCCCAGGAUCCACGUCUCUCCCAGCUUCACCUUCGGCUGCCCGCCACCGCCGCCACGCCCGCUAGCACGCACCAACACGCACGCGGCCCGCGGAGCCACCAAGACCCUCGGCCCAGUCAGAGACACUAAGGCACAGGAGAAGAGACGCCCCCACCUCCGCUCCGUUCUGCGGUCUCCUAGCAACAGCCACGCCCCCUCCCGCCCCCCCCUCUCCCCCGCCUCCUCCUCGUCCUCCUCGUCCUCCUCCUCGGUGUGUGCGGGGGGGGGCUCCUGCCCUCUGCCGGCCUCCGUCACUAUGGCAGGCGUGAGCUGUCCUGACUUCCUGUCUGUAGUCCAGAGGCGGGACUUCCUGUCUGUAGUCAAGAGGCGGGACUUCCCCAUGCGCGGCGGACGAGGAGGAUCGGGGGGACGGACCUUCUCACACAUACAGAACCCCACAAAGACCUUCACACAGACCAGUGGGACAGAAGGACCCCUUCACAUUCUCUCCUCCGUAGAGUUCAGCAAAUGUGAGCUGCAGCCCCGGGCCAGCCGCAUUCCCAUCAGGAAGACUGACUCGGCCACAGCCCCUCCCCCUCAGCCUCCCCCUCAGCCUCCCCCUCAGCCUCCGCUCCUCCCCCCCUCUGGCCCCAGCCUGGCCCCCUCGGCCAACAGGGAGGAGUCGACCACACUGAGGGUUUGGAAGCUCCUGCAACCAGGCCUUCGCCGACACCUGUCAGGUGUAUCAGGAAAGGAAGACUCAGUUCUAUGUCUGGCCUCCAGGGCUUUAAAGAGGAACUCUGAUAGAAGCCAAUUCUACAAGGAACAUUCCACCAUAGAGACUGCUGAACCACCACAGGUCCCACAAGAGUCGGACCCAGGAGAUUCUCUGCCCGAGUCUGUGAAUGUGUGUGGGACAACGCCCCUCUGUGGAGAGGUCUGAGUACAGCACAUGUUCUUUCCUCAUGGGCUGCAACAACCUGCACUUUCCUACCAUGCACCUACCUACCUACCGCCUCACAGCUGAUGGCUGCUUGGCUGCUAAGAGAUUGAUGGCUUCACAUACAUACACAGUACACAUGAAGAGCACUGUCGCAUCUAUAACUUACCAUUCCAGAGUGCCAGUGCUGCUGUUAAGCAUUCAAAUCUCCUCCACAAGUUCACUGACACCCAGUACCUGUUAGCACUGAUGCACUUUUUGAAACAGAACUAUUUUCCUUACAGCUCUUUAUCUACUGUGAUUUUAAAUGAUUGUGUUGAAAGUGUAUUUUGCUUCCUUUAACCCUUCUCCAUGCCCCCUUUGCAUGAGCUAUGGGUUCCUGAUAGAUUAGGAAUAAACUGUUCAUUUACGGCACAACUCACAAUAUUUAUAAAUGAGCAAGUUUCCUGCACAUAGCUGAUGAACUAUAUCUGUAUGUUUAAUGCUUUAGUGGUGUGCAGUUUUGGAAUGCAUAUAUCGAUAUAACAGUAUAUUCUUGGAUGGUUUCGUGAAACAGAUGGACACCAGAUUGUCUCUUGCUAUAUGACCAGAUAAAUAAAAUAAGUAGCUUUUACUACUGUAAUCAUGAUAACAUUGUAUUUGUUUCUUUCUUGCAUUCAAAGCUCUAAAUGAUGAGUGAAAUUAGUUGUUUUAUAACAUUAAGACA